AUGUCCUCUGGCCUGUCUCACUACAAAGGUCGACGCUGUCCGUUUUACUCGUUCUCUGGUCUGUCUCACUACCCACCCUCGUUGACACUGUUUCGCGUGUCCUCUGGCCUGUCUCACGACAAAGGUCGACGCUGUCCGUUUUACCCGUUCUCUGGUCUGUCUCACUACCCACCCUCGUUGACACCGUUUCGCGUGUCCUCUGGCCUGUCUCACUACAAAAGUCGACGCUGUCCCUUUUACUCGCUCUUUGACCCGUCUCACUACCCACUCUCGUUGACACCGUUUCGCGUGUCAUCUUGCCUGUCUCACUACAAAAGUCGACGCAGUCCGUUUUACUCGCUCUUUGACCCGUCUCACUACCCACCUUCGUUGACACCGUUUCGCGUGUCCUCUGGCCUGUCUCACUACAAAAGUCGACGCUGUCCGUUUUACUCGCUCUUUGACUCGUCUCACUACCCAGUCUCGUUGACACCGUUUCGCGUGUCCUCUUGCCUGUCUCACUACAAAAGUCCACGCUGUCCGUUUUACUCGCUCUUUGACCCGUCUCACUACCCACUCUCGUUGACACCGUUUCGCGUGUCAUCUUGCCUGUCUCACUACAAAAGUCGACGCAGUCCGUUUUACUCGCUCUUUGACCCGUCUCACUACCCACCCUCGUUGACACCGUUUCGCGUGUCCUCUUGCCUGUCUCACUACAAAAAUCGACGCUGUCCGUUUUGCUCGCUCUUUGACCCGUCUCACUACCCACCCUCGUUGACACUGUUUCGCGUGUCCUCUGGCCUGUCUCACUACAAAAGUCGAAGCCGUCUGAUUUUCUCGUUCUCUGGUCUGUCUCACUACCCACCCUCGUUGACACCGUUUCGCGUGUCCUCUGGCCUGUCUCACUACAGAAGUUGCUCUCUCUUUGACCCGUCUCACUACACGGCCCCGUUGAUGCUGUCUGCUUCGCUCACAAUCUGA
Messenger RNA from Acanthosepion pharaonis, 960 nucleotides. NCBI's taxonomy places the organism in Eukaryota, Metazoa, Mollusca, Cephalopoda, Sepiida, Sepiidae. The record is from the annotation of a GenBank genome assembly.